GCUGCCUCCUCCGUCACGGGGACGCGCCCGCACUCACACGCACACACCCGCCGCGCGGCCAGGCCACCGGCCAGCCUCUCUGCCUCUCUCCCCCCUCUCUUCUCUUUCCUCUUCCUUUCUUAAAACUCCAUUUUCCUUUUAGAAAAUUCCGUUAACACCCGUUUCACCGUUAAACUGCCCCCCCGGACAGCAGCGGGAGAAGCGGCCAACGGGCCGGACAGACACCGGAUUACCGAGUUUGCCGUGAUUCACCAGCCUGCCUGCCAGCCAGCAGCGGGCCGCAACUUUCCUUCAUUUUGUUUCACUUUUUAACUCUUUUCUCCGACGGUUAAAUUUACCGGACGGUGACGUCAGCCCCGUGAAAAGUUGGGAAGCAGCUGCCACCGCCGCCGUUACACCGGAGGAAACCGACGUAAGCCCCUCACCGGAACCAGAAACACGGCUGUGUCACCGGCGGACCGGCCCAUCUGCCCGGUUUGUUUGUUUGUUUGUUUGUUUUGUUUUUCUGAUGGGGACCGUGUGAGCGGACCAGCGCGUGGCCUCCACGAGAUUCACCGUUUCCUCCGGUCAGGUAGAGGUGGGGUGGGCGGAGCUGAGUGAUGGCGGGCGCGUCGGUUAAGGUGGCGGUGCGAGUUCGCCCGUUCAACUCCCGAGAGACGGGACGCAACGCCAAGUGUGUGAUCCAGAUGCAGGGAAACACCACCUGUAUCUCCAACCCCAAACAGCCCAAAGAUGGAGCCAAGAACUUCACCUUCGACUAUUCCUAUUGGUCACACACAACGCCUGAUGACCCCAGCUUUGCGUGUCAGAAGCAGGUGUAUAAAGACAUCGGAGAAGAGAUGCUGCUGCACGCCUUCGAAGGAUACAAUGUGUGUAUUUUUGCGUACGGUCAGACGGGAGCAGGAAAGAGCUACACCAUGAUGGGCAAACAGGAGCCUGGACAGGAAGGGAUCAUACCACAGCUGUGUGAGGACUUGUUCCAGAGAACAGGAGCAAACGACGAUCCUGACCUCACAUACUCUGUGGAGGUGUCCUACAUGGAGAUCUACUGCGAGCGGGUUCGGGAUCUGUUGAACCCGAGCGCACAUGGGACUCUGCGGGUUCGGGAGCAUCCCAUCCUGGGGCCAUACGUAGAGGAUCUGUCCAAACUGGCUGUGACCGGAUUCACCGACAUCCGGGACCUGAUGGACGCCGGCAACAAAGCUCGGACGGUUGCUGCCACAAACAUGAAUGAAACAUCAUCCAGGUCGCACGCCGUCUUCACUAUCGUCUUCACCCAAAAACGACGAGACCAGAUGACCAGCCUGGACACUGAGAAGGUCAGUAAGAUCAGUCUGGUCGAUCUGGCUGGAAGCGAACGAGCCGACUCCUCGGGGGCAAAAGGGACUCGGCUCAAGGAAGGAGCGAACAUCAACAAAUCUCUGACCACGUUGGGGAAGGUUAUAUCAGCUCUGGCCGAGAUGCAGAGCAGUAAGAAGAGGAAAAGUGAUUUUAUUCCCUACAGAGACUCUGUUCUGACUUGGUUACUGAAGGAGAACCUGGGAGGAAACUCUCGGACGGCCAUGAUUGCUGCUCUCAGUCCUGCUGACAUCAACUAUGAAGAAACACUGAGCACUCUGAGGUAUGCUGACCGUGCCAAACAGAUCCGUUGUAACGCUGUGAUCAAUGAAGAUCCAAACGCCAAACUGAUCAGAGAGCUGAAGGGGGAAGUGGAACGACUGAGAAACCUGCUGUUCUCCCAGGGCCUGCAGGAGCUGCUGGACAACGCUGUCAACACCAACGGGACUGUCGGAGCUGUCGCAGGUGUGUCGUCUCCACUGCCGCUGGCGAUCACAGCCAAUGGCGUCGCACCUGAGAAUGGCUCCGCCUCUCCAGGCGCUGAGCCGACGUCCGCGGGCGACAUACCCGCUGACUCGAACCACACGAUGGAGGACGGAGAGGAAGGAGAGGAGGCGGUCACCACGGAGACCAUCAGUAAAGAGGAAGCAGCUGAGAGACUGCUGGAGACGGAGAAGAUCAUCGCUGAACUCAACGAGACGUGGGAAGAAAAACUACGAAAGACAGAAUCUAUUCGUCUGGAGAGAGAGGCCCUGCUGGCAGAGAUGGGCGUGUCCAUUAAAGAAGAUGGAGGAACGCUUGGCGUCUUCUCUCCUAAAGGAACGCCUCACCUGGUCAACCUGAACGAGGACCCUCUGAUGUCAGAGUGUCUCCUCUAUUACAUCAAGGAGGGAUUCACCAGGGUUGGACAGCAGGAUGUGGACAUUAAGCUGUCCGGUCACUUCAUAAAGGAAAUUCACUGUGUGUUUGUCAGUGAGACCAACGACCAGGGAGAGGUGAUCGUCACUCUGGAGCCGUUGAUCGGAGCUGAAACGUACGUCAACGGGAAACAGAUCACCGAAGCUGUCAUCCUGAGGCAAGGGAACCGCAUCGUGAUGGGGAAGAACCACGUGUUCAGGUUCAACCACCCGGAGCAGGCUCGGCUGGAGAGGGAGCGCAGCGUGACGGCGGAUCAGCAGGGGGAGCCGGAGGACUGGAACUACGCUCAGAGAGAGCUGCUGGAGAAACAAGGCAUCGACAUCAAACUGGAGAUGGAGAAGAGGCUGCAGGACAUGGAGGUUCAGUACCGUAAAGAGAAGGAGGAGGCUGAUCUGCUGCUGGAGCAACACAGACUGUAUGCAGACAGUGACAGCGGUGAUGAUUCGGACAAACGUUCCUGUGAGGAGAGCUGGAGACUGAUCUCAUCUCUGAGAGAGAAACUUCCUGCCAACAAGGUGCAGUCUAUAGUGAAGCGCUGUGGUCUACCCAGCAGUGGGAAGAGGAGGGAGCCUCUGAGAGUCUAUCAGAUCCCUCAGAGGAGGAGGAUCAGCAAAGAUCCCAAACGGGUCACCAUGGAGGAUCUCCGCAUGCAGGCGGUCAAAGAGAUCUGCUACGAGGUCGCUCUGGGAGACUUCCGCCACUCCCGUCAGGAGAUCGAGGCGUUGUCCAUCGUCAAGAUGAAGGAACUCUGCCGCAUGUACGCCAAGAAAGACUCGAACGAGAAGGACAGCUGGAAGGCGGUGGCCCAGGACGUCUGCGACACCGUGGGCAUCGGAGAGGAGAGGAGCCCCCCCGCCGAGGAGGGCGGAGGAGGAGGAGAGACGGUGGAGGGCGGCGGACAGAAAGGAAAGGUGUACGACCUGAAGGCUCACAUCGACAAGCUGACGGACAUUUUGGAGGAAGUGAAGCUGCAGAACAACAUGAAGGACGAGGAGAUCAAAGCUCUGCGAGACAGAAUGAUCAAGAUGGAGAGCAUCAUACCCGUUCAGGACGAUGACGUGAACGGCGGCGAAGAAGGAGGCGGGAGUCCUCAGAGAGACGGGAGCGGGGGCGGAGCCGGCGACGGCGGCGGCGGCGGCGACGUCCCCCACGCGCCGGAGGUCAGAGUUCAGCGGCUGAUGGACGAGGACCCGGCGUUCAGGAGAGGACGCCUCCGCUGGCUGAAACAGGAACAGCAGCGAAUCCUGAACCUGCAGCAGCAGAACAUCACCAAGAAGCUCCGAGGACUGAACCAGAACCAGGGUGGUCAGACGACCCCCACUGUUCCUGUUCACCUCCCCGGGACCGGACGCUUCAUCCCUCCCCAGGAGUGCAAGCUCAAGUUCCCCUUCAAGAGUAACCCCGCCCACCGGUUGUCAUGGGGACCAGCCAGCGCCGCCCUGCAGGCUCUGGGUCUGGGGGAGUGUGGAGGGGAGGGGGUGGAGUGGAGGGAGGAGGGGGGAGACAGAGGAGGGGAGGGUAAAAGCUCUCCUUCACCACCUCCUCCUCCUCCUCAGGGUCAUCCUCCUGCUCUCUUGCCCCUCCCCUUCCAGGUUCCGCCCCCCCGCAUGCGCACCCCCAGCCCUCAUCGCGCCUGGCAACAGCGUAACCAGGGCAACCAGGGCGGCUACCAAUACCACCACCAGGGCGGCAACCAAAACCAACAGCGGCGCUAUCGCCGCAACUCUCUGGACAGCUCCACCCACAGCAACAGUAACUACGACAACGAGCAGCAUCAUGGCAGUGGUCACCAGGGGCGACCGAGACAGAGGAGGAGGAUGUCACCUGGACCAGGGGAGGAGAGAGGUGGAGGAGGAGGAGGAGGAAGAGGAGGAGGAGGAGGAAGGGACAGAGACAGAGACAGAGAUGGGAACUUCCACUAUAAUCAACGUCAGCACCAUCAGUACCACCACCAUCCCUACUACAACCCCCACAAUGCACCAUUCCAGCCAGGACCUUACCCCAACUACCACAGCCUGCCGCGCUCCGGGGCCCCGCCCCCUCCCGCCGACAUGAUGCUGGGGGCGGGGCCACCGCCGGGUGGGUGGGGCUUCACCACCCCGCCGCGGAUGAGACGGCAGUUCAGCGCGCCGGACCUCAAAAACAACAACAAGGAAACCCCCAUCUGACCUUUGACCUCUGAAACCCUGGAGUCUGACCCCGGGCCUCGGUCACACGGAGAGUUCUGAUUGGCUGGAGGACAGAGGGCGGUCCCAGAUGCUGUAGAGAAUAGGCUGUGUGUGUGUAUGUGUGUUUGUGUGUGUCUGUCUGUGUGUGUGUGUGUGUGUGUGUGUUUCAGCACUUUUUGCUUCAUGCACAACCAGAAGAGUCUCUCACACACACACACACACACACACACACACACACACACACACACACACACACACACACACACCUGUAUCCCCAGUCCUGCUGUGUGUGUGUGUGUGUGUGCUGGCUUGCUCGUAGCCUUUUACGUUAGCUCGAGUUAGCUGUUGUGUAACCAUAGCAACACUGUUUUAGGAAACUGUCAAACAGGAUGGAAGUUUAUUGAUAUAGUUGUAUUGGUUUUAUUGAUCCGGUUCUGAUCAGGUGUUAGCUCCUGAGGCUAGCUGCCAUUAGCAGAAUUGAUUAUUGUGACUGUUUUUUACUAAAGGUGAAGUACGCGGGUUUGAUGGGUGUUUGUAUGUAAAAAGGGGCUUUUAGCUGCUGUUAGCCCAGGAGGCUAACUAGCCUGCUUCAGCCUGAGAGGUCUGUGUUAGCUCAGGCUAGUUAGCUCGGCAGGCUAGUGAGUUACUCGGUAAAGGGCUACAGAAGUUCAGAACAGGUGAAAGUAUUAGCCUAGCUUAGCGUAGCCUAAUGAAGGUAGCAUUCAAGUUGUAUGGGAGUGACAGUUUGUACGACUUAAAACCAAAUUUAUUAAUUUAUCUGAUUUAUUUGUCAUUAAAGUCCAGCUGAACGCCCCCCAAAAAACCCCUUUAUAUUUGUUAUUUUAACAACAAGGCUAGUUGGCUAAUUAGUUAGCUGCAGCAUGUUAGCAGCUUAAAACGUCCCUGCAAAUCUCAUUUCAGUCAGUUUAGAUGCACCGCUCAGAAAACGCAGCGACAUCGGCGCGUAAACUACAUGUUUGUUUACGUCAUGGUUCACUCAGUAAAUAAAUAAAUAUCACUUGAGUGUGAUUUUUGACAUUAAAAAACAGACUUUUAUGAUUUCAGUUGGACUGAAACAGAUUAAAAUGAUGGAUGUUCCCAUGUAAAA
Thunnus maccoyii (southern bluefin tuna) is the source of this 5532-nucleotide messenger RNA. RefSeq names its product kinesin family member 1C (gene kif1ca). The coding region runs from base 600 to 4424 and encodes 1274 amino acids. Gene Ontology annotation, molecular function: ATP binding; microtubule motor activity; microtubule binding. NCBI's taxonomy places the organism in Eukaryota, Metazoa, Chordata, Actinopteri, Scombriformes, Scombridae. The record is from RefSeq and is a predicted model, not a curated record. Gene Ontology annotation, biological process: microtubule-based movement. The transcript has 29 exons.